ACGGUAGUAAAAACACUGGACAACACCGCGUCAGUCACUUUUCAAUUGCACGCCCCACUCCCACGACAACCCCCCUGUCCUCACCAACAAGAACAACAUGCCGCUGCUCUCCAACAAACUCGAGCACCUGUUGAACCCCGUUGGUACCGCCUUCCAUCACUGUGCCGACCACGACGAUGACUUGGACUCGUCGAGACAUUUCAUUUCGUACAUUUGCGGCGGCGACGGCCGGACCUGCGGACCAGAACCCCUCGAGGUCAUCAUCCCGCACUGUUCCCCCUUCGAAUGCGUGCACAGCCCUCGCACCGACACGAGCGAACUCGACUCUAUUGACGAAGACGUGAACGCUAUCGGGCAUGCUAUUUCCCCCACUGGGACCUCUCGAUACUGCUUGGUCGGCCAAUGCCCGAAUAAAGUCAAGCGCAAUGGAGUGUGCUGGCGCCAUGGCGGGUUCCGCAACUGCACGUCCACAGGAUGCAUCAACCGCGCCAAGUCGCGAGGCCUCUGCUGGACCCACGGCGGUGGCAAGCGCUGCGACACUCCAUAUUGCUCCAAGACUGCCCUGCGAUAUGGCCAUUGCUGGGCCCACGGCGGAGGCAAGCGAUGCGACGCGGAUGGCUGCAAACGACCAGCUUAUGAGAGGAAUGGGAACCGGUGCACCCUUCAUACACGCCCAGCAGCCCUCUCGUUGGAGUCGUAGUUGUUUGCCCUGUCCUAGUAUUACCAAGCCUUUCACAACUAAACACACGUAUAUAAAACUUAACUUUAUUGAUACUA
Molecule: messenger RNA, 777 nt
Organism: Aphanomyces astaci
Lineage: Eukaryota; Oomycota; Saprolegniomycetes; Saprolegniales; Verrucalvaceae
Exons: 2
Coding region: 98-700 (200 amino acids)
Source: RefSeq, a predicted model, not a curated record